AUGGCAUGGGCUCGCUUCUCAUCCGACCCCCUCUUCACGCCAACGCUGCGCCAAGCUGCCACCUGCACCCUCAACUCCAGCGAUGUGAGGGGCCUGCUCGAGGAGUUCUACCACGCAACUGGCGGACCCUGGUGGUCCAGCAGGGGCACCGGCUACAGUGAGUGGCUCUCUGGCGGUGACGCGUGUUAUUGGCUCGGCGUCCAGUGCGCGCCUUUCACGCCGACGUCCUACAACAUCGACCUCGACAACAACAAUCUCACGGGCAGCUUGCCGGCCUCGUGGUCGCGCUUCUGCAGCCUCUCCACGCUCAUCCUCUCUAACAACCACCUCAGCGGCCCGCUGCCGGCCUUUGGCGCCGAUUUCGGCGGCUUGAACGAGAUCACCCUCAGCGGCAACAACUUCACCGGGCCAUUGCCCGAGGAGUGGUGUGAGAUCCCCAUCGGCAUACUAGAGCUGGCGCGCAAUAACUUGACCGGCGCGAUUCCUCCGUGUCUCCUGCGCCUGAGCCGGGCCAGCACGAUCGACCUCUCUAGCAACCGGUUCCAUGGGACCAUGCCCAGCGUUUCAUCCGAUACACUUUGGAACCUGGACUUGUCGAACAAUCAGCUCUCGGGCGCCUUGCCGUCGGAGUGGGACAUCACCUCUUUCUGGGGCAGUUCGAUGCUGACCAUCGACCUGGGGCACAACCAAUUCACCGGUCCGAUACCGGAGAAGCUCGUCGGCAGCAGCGUUCUCAGCAAGCUGGUGCUGUCGCACAACAACCUGAGCGGCCCUCUGCCCCAGGCGAUCACCAACAGCUCCUCGCUGCAGAUCCUGCUCCUCGGCAACAACCACCUCGAAGGCCCGUUUCCCGAGUUCGUGCGAGGGACCAGAUCGCUCCUAUCGAUCGUGGACAUCAGCAACAACGUGAUGAUGAAUGGGAGCAUCCCUGAUGCCACGGUCCAGGCCAUGCCCAACCUGGCCUACCUCUCUUUGGCAGGGAACACGCGUAUGUCGGCCGUGUCGACGGAGGGCAAACCGGUGACGUGGCUCGGUCUCAACUUCGGCGAGUUGGGCGCGAGGGACGGGCGCAUGUUCGCCUGUCCCGACCCCGUAACGGUCGCUCCCUUCUCCUUCAAGGUGAUCACGCCGAUCGAGUUCUUCGGCUACGACCAGUGCCGCUGCUCUGCGGGCUUCGUGGGCAUGCCCCCGCAUGGCUGCAAACCGUGUCCGCCGCACAUGGUCUGCAACUCUACCAAGGGCCGCAACGUGGCGUGGCCCCGGGGCUUCUAUCCCGUGUUCAGCGCAGGUGAGUGGGUUGCAGCGCUGCCGUGUCCUGACUACGGCCGUGGGAGCGACAGCGUGUGCAACCCCGAGAACAGCUGCUCCGCUCGCUGGAACUCCAAGCAGUUAUCGUUCGGUUGCCAGCUCUGCGCUCCCGGCACCACGGGGAGGCUCUGCUCGCGCUGUCAGUGCCCGGCGCCCGAGGGAGCCGCGCAUUCAUGCUACUUUGCAUCGCAGCGCCGGUGCAUUGCGUGCCGCGAUGACGUCACAGUCGCGGUCACGAGCCUGCUGGCGGCGGUGAUCGCAGCGGUGGUCGGGCUGGCCGUGGCAUCGUGCGUGUGGCCCCGGCGACCCUUCUUCGCGGCCCUGCGGCGCGCCGCAGGCGAGGUAGGCGAGAGCGGCGCGACCAAGGUGGCCCUCAUGUUCGCCCAGACCACCGCGACGGUCAACUCCGGCUGGCCGGAGUGGGCGCAGACCGGCGGCAUGCGCCUGCUGGGCGUGGCUAACGCGAGCGUGGCCGGCACGGGCAUCGAGUGCCUGCUGAACUGGAUGAGCGAUCCCGUCGCGAACCUGGGCGCCGUGCUGGCCCUCGUGCCGGCCGCGACGGUGGUUAUCGGGGCCGUGGUGGCCGUGCGCGCGGCCUGGUGGCGGUGGGCCGCGCGGCGACCAGACGACGGCCACGGCCUCAGCGGCCCACGGGCGUCAGUGGCGGUGACGAGGAGCGGGACCGAGCAGCAGUCGCUGGCGCUCAUCGUACCACCAGAGGGCGCUGUCAACCUGCUGCCGAUACCAUCAGAUGGCGAUCGAGGCGCAACCGUGUAUCGAGCGCGGCCGUGGGAGAGCGGAGUGCGCGCAUGGCUGUGGGUGGCGUACUGGCUGGUGCUCGAGCUCAGCGUGCGGACCACCGACGUCUUCAACUGCACCCAGGAGCUGCGCACCUCCAGCCGAUGGAUGAAUACCGUGCCCUGGCUGCGCUGCAAUCGGGAAGCUGAGUGGGGCACCAUGCAGAUCAUGGGGUUUGUCUCGCUCGGCGUCCUCGUGUGCGGCAUUCCCGUCGCCUUUGCGGCAGUUCUCUUCGCCUUUCGGCGCCGAGCCGCCACCGGUGACAGCCUCGACGACGGCCACGGCCACGACGAGCAGCGCGCGAUGACGGUGGCCGGACCGCUGGUGGCGUGCUACCGGCCCUCCAUGCACUGGUUCGAGCUCGGUGUGACCCUGCGCCGGAUGCUUGUGGGCCUGAUGGUAGGGUUCGUGCCGGAUUUCAACCUGGCGCGUUCGGGCUUCCUCGAGCUGGUGCUGGUGGGCUCGCUCGCCGUGCAGCACUGGCUGGCGCCGUUCAAGCGGGCGCGCGACAACCGGCUAGAGGAGCUGGCGCUGGGCACGGCGGCGUUCACGUUCGCCGUGCAGGGCGUGUGGCACGGGAUGAACCAGCUCGAGUCGGCCACGAUCGAGCAAGUGUCGGUGGCGGGCAAUGACUACGGCGACAUCCUCGUGACAGUUGACUCGUAUGCAUCAUCGCUGAUGGCGCUGCUGGUGGGGCUCAACGUGACGGUGUUGGCGCUACUCGUGGCCUUUGCCCUGUGGCCUUUCGUCGCGCCGCUCUGGACGAUGGCCGCGCGCCGGUGGCACGCCUCGCCAAGUCUGCGUUCCUUCUCCGUGCAAUGA
Molecule: messenger RNA, 2928 nt
Organism: Acanthamoeba castellanii str. Neff
Lineage: Eukaryota; Discosea; Longamoebia; Acanthamoebidae
Product: leucine rich repeat-containing protein
Exons: 14
Coding region: 1-2928 (975 amino acids)
Molecular function (GO): protein binding
Source: RefSeq, a predicted model, not a curated record